CAUACGUCAGCUACCACGUUCCCAGUGACGUAGAAAACACCAGGAAGUAACACAGGCGGCUAAGUGGCUAGCUCGGGGCUAGCAUGUAGAAAUGAAAUCAAAUCUGGAAAAAGACUGACUUUCCACCCACGCACUGAUCAAGUACAGAGACACUCAAGAAGCAUACCAUGGGUCAGCGCCGGAGAGUGGCAGCAGGGAAUAACCCUUCAUCUCAGAGAAACUCUGGAGUUUCUGCACAGGCUGCCAGGGUCCACAGCAGGAAGCACAACAUCUGCAUGGUGUCUGACUUUUUCUAUCCAAACAUGGGAGGAGUAGAAAGUCACAUUUACCAACUCUCCCAGUGCCUGAUUGAAAAGGGGCACAAGGUGGUAAUUGUCACUCACGCCUACGGCAGGAGGAAGGGUGUCCGGUACCUGACCAAUGGCCUGAAGGUAUACUACCUGCCCCUGCAAGUGAUGUACAACCAGUCCACAGCCACCACCUGCUUCCACAGUCUCCCGCUGAUGCGCUGUGUGUUUGUCAGGGAGCGCAUCACCGUCGUGCAUGCACACAGCUCCUUUUCUGCCAUGGCCCAUGAUGCAUUGUUCCACGCUAAGACCAUGGGUCUUAACACAGUUUUCACUGACCACUCGCUCUUUGGCUUUGCUGACCUCAGCUCUGUCCUGACCAACAAGCUCCUGACUGUGUCGCUGUGUGACACCAACCAUAUUGUGUGUGUGUCCUACACAAGUAAGGAGAACACAGUUCUACGCGCAGCACUCGACCCAGAGAUAGUGUCCGUUAUUCCCAACGCUGUCGAUCCUACAGACUUCACACCAGACCCCUCCCAGCGACAAGAUGACAGGAUCACAAUUGUUGUCAUCAGCCGUCUCGUCUAUCGGAAAGGAAUUGAUCUUCUUGGUGGAAUUAUCCCGGAGCUUUGUCUCAAACAUCCUUACCUCCACUUCCUGAUUGGCGGAGAGGGACCAAAGAGAAUUGUUCUGGAGGAAGUGAGGGAGAAAUACCAACUACAUGACAGGGUACGUCUGCUGGGCGCUCUGGAGCACAAAGAUGUGCGUGGGGUUUUGGUUCAAGGCCACAUCUUCCUCAACACGUCGCUCACUGAAGCGUUCUGCAUGGCCAUUGUGGAAGGAGCCAGCUGUGGACUGCAGGUGGUUAGCACUCGUGUGGGAGGCAUUCCAGAGGUGUUACCUGAGGGUUUGAUUACCCUGUGUGAACCCACCGUCCGUUCAUUGUGCGCCGGUCUGGAAGCGGUCAUCGCUCGGCAACGAUCGGGCAACGUCCCGUCGCCUGCUUCCAAUCACGUGCGUGUGCGAAACCUCUACACCUGGAGGAAUGUUGCGGAGAGGACCGAGAAAGUGUACGACAGGGUGGUCGGAGAGGAAGUUCUUCCCCUGGACAGACGGUUACGGAGGCUGAGGGCUCACUGCGGCCCCGUCGCUGGCUCCAUCUUUGCGUUUGUGGCCGUGCUGGACUUCCUCUUCCUGCUGCUCCUGCAGUGGCUGAUGCCUGAUGGGGUCAUGGAUCUCGCCGUCGACGCCACAGGCCCUCAGCGACAGUGGAGACAGGAAAAGAGCCAUAAAAAUGAGGCUUACUCCUGAUGUGCCACAGAGAGCAACAGAAACAGAAAGUUGAUGACAGUGACCUCUCAGCACCUCUGCCUCUCUUCAAACUGCGUAUAUAAGUUUCCUAUGUGAUCUUCAUGGUGCGGGCUAACAUUUUGUUUACAUUUACUCACCAAAAGGGAGUUGGUGGAAGAGACUUUUUUUAAAUAACUGGAAUUUGUUGCACACCUUGAGAAUUUAUAAGCACUUUUUGAAAAUGUAAAGAUGACAUUGAACAGAGAGGGUAAAGGGCUGGCUGCUUGUAAGCUCACAGGGAAACAAAGCUACUGUAACUUAUCGAGAGACCUCAAAGUUUGUUUUUUAAAUAAAAUCCACUGUUUUGUGAAGCGUGUCAGAGCAUGUUUGUUUAUCAUGAAUGCCGUAGUGCAGCGGUGUACACGCUCCUACCUACUGCGGUACCUUUGUGAAUGAGGAAGCGUCUAAAAGUAGCUUUCAUGAUUGACACUCCUUUGAAACCUGCGAGCUUUUUUUUUCUUUUUUUUUCUUUUCUUCAAAUGAUAAGUAAACUUUCAGAAAACCCAACGUGGGAACCAAAGUGUACUUUCUAAUAUAUAUGGUAUGUGCUAUGUUCUCACAUGUAAUUUUUGCAGAUCCUGGAGAGGCAUCAAACAAAUAUUUGUUUUGUAGAUGAAU
Molecule: messenger RNA, 2258 nt
Organism: Pundamilia nyererei
Lineage: Eukaryota; Metazoa; Chordata; Actinopteri; Cichliformes; Cichlidae
Gene: piga
Product: phosphatidylinositol glycan anchor biosynthesis, class A
Exons: 7
Coding region: 168-1601 (477 amino acids)
Biological process (GO): GPI anchor biosynthetic process
Cellular component (GO): glycosylphosphatidylinositol-N-acetylglucosaminyltransferase (GPI-GnT) complex
Molecular function (GO): phosphatidylinositol N-acetylglucosaminyltransferase activity
Source: RefSeq, a predicted model, not a curated record